Messenger RNA from Carassius auratus (goldfish), 2373 nucleotides. RefSeq lists its product as uncharacterized. Bases 1 to 2373 code for a protein of 790 amino acids. The transcript is spliced from 16 exons. The record is from RefSeq and is a predicted model, not a curated record. NCBI's taxonomy places the organism in Eukaryota, Metazoa, Chordata, Actinopteri, Cypriniformes, Cyprinidae. Gene Ontology annotation, biological process: cell-matrix adhesion.
AUGAAGGUCCCCAGUGGUCCUGAAGUGUUUCUGUUUCAUGUCUUCGCCCUUCAGGAGGAAGUGGCCUACAAAACCCCAGCGCACUGGAGGAGGAGUACCACUGACCCCAUCAGGUGGAUCACUGCAGAUCCCUGCCAUAACUACACUGUGCUGGAUGAUCCUAGGAGAUCCACAGACAAUCGAUAUUCCUACGAAUUAAUGUGUGACGUUUGGGUCAGCUGGAGCGGCUGGUACCGUCUCUUCAUUCAUGGUCAGAGCGCUCAGAUGCCAGACACAUGUGUUGAUAAGUAUAGCUGUGGCACUAAUGUCCCGCUGUGGCUGAACGGAGGACAUCCGAAUGUUGCGGAUGGAGUGGUCACUCGAGGCGUCUGCGGUCACUGGUUCAAUAACUGCUGCCAUACUCCAUCCAAUUCCAUUAGAGUCAAAGCCUGUCCAGGAGGUUAUUAUGUCUAUGAGUUUGUGGUGCCAGUUACCUGUCAUUUGGCAUACUGUGCAGGACGAGGAAUAUUCUACCCAUUCGGCUGGGCAGUAGGAGACGCAAUAAAUCCUGUUGUUGAUGAUGAAAGCUCCUCUGUUAUUCAGCUGUCGAGUCCAUUUCUGUUCUUUGGUCGCACAUACCAGCAGAUUUAUGUGAAUAAUAAUGGACACCUCACAUUCAACAAGGCUUCAGCGAAAUAUGUUCCAUAUUCAUUUCCUGGUUAUGAAAGCCAGGAUAUAAUCGCUGGUCUCUGGACAAACCUCGACAACAGUGUGAGAGGUUUUGUAUCUUAUCAGCAGUACACCAGUGGAAACGUUCUCUCUCAGGCCACUCAGGACAUAAACACACAUUUCCCAAAUCUGACUUUCACUGCUUCUUGGGUGUUUGUUGCAACGUGGAAUAAAGACACUUACUCCAACUCAAGCAUCACAGAAACAUCAUUUCAAGUGGUUUUAAUUUCAGGCAGUAAUUCUUCAUUUAUUCUGAUGAAUUAUGGUGAGAUUGCUGAAACAGGACUUCCAGUGCAGGCUGGUUAUGACACAAUAAACUCCACGCACUACUUCGUGGUUCCUGGGUCAGACAGCGGCAGCUUCAUCUCAAACCUCAGGAACUCCAGUAAUGUUGAUGUUCCCGGCCGAUGGGCCUUCAGAGUGGACAGCGGACCAAGAAACAGCCUCUUGAAAAACAAUGUUGUUAGUUUUCGAGUGAGACUUUCCUCAUUUUCAGACCUAACACAGAGUGGAAACACUGAAAGGCUUUUACAGAAAAUGAAACAGGAGCUGAUCCCUGCUAUAAUUACACUGCACUGGAUGAUUCCUGGAGAUCCCCAGACAAUCGAUAUGUGUGACACAUGUGUUGAUGAGAAUAGCUGUGGUACUGAUGCCCCAAUGUGGCUUAAUGGAGCACAUCCAACAGUUGCGGAUGGAGAGGUCAUUCGAGAUGUCUGCAUUUCCUGGAGGAAUAACUGCUGCCAUGCCCAUUCUAAUCCCAUCAAUGUCAAAGCCUGUCCAGGAGAUUAUUAUGUCUACAAGUUUGUGAGGCCAAUUGGCUGCUAUUUUACAUACUGUGCAGGACGAGGAAUAUUUUACUCAUUCGGCUGGGCAGUAAGAGACACAAACAAUCCUGCUGAUGGAAACUCCUCUGUUAUUCAGCUGUCGAGUCCAUUUCUGUUCUUUGGUCGCACAUACCAGCAGAUUUAUGUGAAUAAUAAUGGACACCUCACAUUCAACAAGGCUUCAGCGGAAUAUGUUCCAUAUUCAUUUCCUGGUUAUGAAAGCCAGGAUAUAAUCGCUGGUCUCUGGACAAACCUCGACAACAGUGUGAGGGGUUUUGUGUCUUAUCAGCAGUACACCAGUGGAAACGUUCUCUCUCAGGCCACUCAGGACAUAAACACACAUUUCCCAAAUCUCACCUUCACCGCUUCUUGGGUUUUUGUUGCAACAUGGAAUAAGGUCACCUACUUCAAUUUAACCAGCAUAGAAGCAUCGUUUCAAGUGGUUUUAAUUUCAGGCAGUAAUUCUUCAUUUAUUCUGAUGAAUUAUGGUGAGAUUGCUGAAACAGGACUUCCAGUGCAGGCAGGUUAUGACACAAUAAACUCCACACACUACUUUGUGGUUCCUGGGUCAGACAGCGGCAGCUUCAUCUCAAACCUCAGGAACUCCAGUAAUAUUGAUGUUCCCGGCCGAUGGGCCUUCAGAGUGGACAGCGGACCAAGAAACAGCAUCUUGAAAAACAAUGUCGUUAGUUUUCGAGUGAGACUUUCCUCAUUUUCAGACCUAACACAGAGUGGAAACACUGAAAGGCUUUUACAGAAAAUGAAACAGGAGCUGGUCAAAUACGGUUUGCCAAACAACUGUGAGCUGAAGUUAAGAAAACUGCAAAAGAUAAAAACAUAA